CUGAGCAUAUCGACAAUAUCACAACUAGUAUUACUAGCGAAGAAGAUAUCUUCGUGAAUGGGUGAGGUAUAUAAAAUCUUCCGAGUCAAAGUUUCAACCAACUGAUCGGUAGGCUUAUUUGUGCUUUGCUGUUAAGCGUUUUCAAUAUAAAACAUUACACAAAUCUGGCAGCAUAUACUUCUCUCAGAAACGCUGGUAGCUCUGGUAAUAUUUGACAUACGGCAUUUGCCGUCAGGUGUGAAAAUUAUAUUUUCUGAUUGUCGUAAAACUAGAAAUUUUCUUUAUUCGGUGCUUUGUGAAAAAGAAAUAGCGGAUUUUAAUUAAACACGAUGGAAAAAUCUAAAGGGAAAGCUUCGAAUGAAGACAUUGCAGAUGGGGAAGUUGCGGGUAUAAAUAAUGGAGGAUCAAUUGAAGAAUGUGAACCACAAAGCAAACGCGUCAAGUUAGAAGCAGAUAAGGGCAACAUUGCAGACUUAACGCUUAAUCACUCUUACACUACGCCCUUAUUUACUGAGCAACUAAAAACACAAUGGAGUUCUAGAGAUAAAGAAGAUUACUAUGAUCCAGCCACCGCUGCAAAAGUGUACAGAGAUCCAUUUCAAGUUUGUCUGUUGCCUGAUCUUUUACAGAAUAAAAUCACCUGCAGAGAACUUGUGGAUGAAAUGGUGCAAAAAGUGCAGUGGUCAAGAAAGCAAAUGGAUUUGUAUGAAUUUUACCAAAGUACAGACCUUUCGAACAUGGCCAAUUGCAAGUUACUAACAAGCUUUCUACAAAUGCUGCGACGUACUGUGCGGCCUUGGCUACAGGCUUUAACGGGUAUAAAAUUAGACUAUGUAUCGGCAUCCUGCUCCAUGUAUACCUGCGGUGACUACCUUUUGGUGCACGAUGAUUUACUCAAAGAUCGUCAAAUCGCGUUUAUUUACUAUUUAUCACCAUGGGAGAAUGCAGAGCAAUGGUGUGAAGAGCAGGGCGGCUGUUUAGAAUUAUUCAGCAGUGAUGAACGUUGCUUUCCAUUAUUCCCUGUAAAACAAAAAGUUUCACCGAAAAAUAAUCAAUUUGUCUUUUUCAAAGUCGGCUCACGUUCAUUUCAUCAAGUGGGUGAAGUAACAACAUUUGAUUAUCCACGUCUAACCAUAAAUGGUUGGUUUCAUGGUGCUUCCAAUAACGAAUUAAUCGCCGACGUUAUGCGCCCAUUUGGAAAACUAGAAUUCACAAUGCCAGAGAAGAAUACGCAUGCAGUUAGUGUAGAUGAAUUUUUGAAUGAAGUAUACUUAAAAGCGCAAACCAAGAAGAGUAUACAAAAGCGCAUCGAAGAUAAUUCAGAAAUAUGUCUAUAUGAAUUUUUAAGAAGGGAAAUAUUUGAACAAGCGUUGGAACAAUUAUUGCACGACGAUACGUUAAAAUGGAGACUGGAAGGUCCAGCGAACGCACAUAAUUAUGAAGUACUUGAUAUAAGCACUGCCAGUGAAACGAUAUCCCGCUUAAUAGCACUUUUUUCAAAUGCCGAAAUGUUUGCCUUACUACGUGACUACACAGAUUUGGAUUUGGCUGGACCCAAUGCAGCUAAUCCGACCUACAAUCUGCAAGUGCAACGUUGGACACAUGGCAACUACACAGUAUUGGGUGACGGUGCCAUAUGCGAAGAGAAUACGCUGGACUUACUUUAUUACCUUAAUGCUAGCGAAGGCGCUGCUGUUGUAACCUACCUAUCACCUGAAGCAGAUGAGGCACAUCAGAAGAAUCAUAAUGACGAAUCAGAUGAUGACAGUAUUGGAUAUGAGAUGGAGCAGGAGGAGGACGAUUCUGUACUUUUAACAAUUACGCCUGUCGAUAAUGCGCUCAAUAUUGUAUACCGUUGUGAGGGUACAACAAAAUUUACAAAAUAUGUCUCACGCAAUACGCCGCUGGAGAGAGGACCGGUCUACGUGAUUUCGUGCAGUUAUAAAGAAUAAUUUGUGUAAAAAUUAUCUUUUUUUUUUUUAAACACCGACGCACAAAUGCUUACAUAUUUAUUUACGGAUAUUUAUGACCAAUCGAGUUAUCCACAGAUGUAUUGCUCGUUAUGUUAGAUUCUUCGAAAGAAACCUAGUUAUAAAUAUUAUAGUAACUGAAGAGCGAAAUUUUCUCAGAUAUUAAAUUAUAUAUUUUUUGAAAAUCAAAAAUACACAUUGUUUAUGAUGCAAAAUACCUACCCUAAGUUUAUAUAUAUCCUUUUAAUUAUUUGCGAAAAUAAAGUUAUUUGAAAAAUUAA
Messenger RNA from Ceratitis capitata (Mediterranean fruit fly), 2251 nucleotides. It is a transcript of the gene sud1, whose product is annotated as prolyl 3-hydroxylase sudestada1. Lineage: Eukaryota; Metazoa; Arthropoda; Insecta; Diptera; Tephritidae. The transcript is spliced from 2 exons. Gene Ontology annotation, molecular function: peptidyl-proline dioxygenase activity; L-ascorbic acid binding; iron ion binding. The record is from RefSeq and is a predicted model, not a curated record. Bases 330 to 1952 code for a protein of 540 amino acids. Gene Ontology annotation, cellular component: cytoplasm; GPI-anchor transamidase complex. Gene Ontology annotation, biological process: peptidyl-proline hydroxylation; regulation of translational termination; attachment of GPI anchor to protein.